Raphanus sativus (radish) is the source of this 2978-nucleotide messenger RNA. Its product is annotated as nuclear intron maturase 2, mitochondrial. Lineage: Eukaryota; Viridiplantae; Streptophyta; Magnoliopsida; Brassicales; Brassicaceae. The coding region runs from base 148 to 2334 and encodes 728 amino acids. The transcript has 3 exons. The record is from RefSeq and is a predicted model, not a curated record. Gene Ontology annotation, biological process: mRNA processing.
CUCUUCAGCGAGAACCAUAAUGUACUUUGGGGUUUAACGAGGGUUACCAGUCUCCUCCACCAUUUCUUCUGAAGAAAAGACGACGAAGGAGACGAAGCUUUCUUCUUCCAUCAAUCCUCCGAUUAAUUCAUCUCUCACACACAAAAAAUGCGUCGAAGCUUCUCUAUCAUAGGCCCAACCAAAUGGCUCAAACACUCCUCUCCUCGUACCAACACCAUCUUCAUCAUCACUCCCAUCCACUCCCUCUCCUACUUCUCCCCUCACCACCAACGCCAACCCCCAGAUCCCGACGACCCAACCAACCUCCUCAAAGAAGACGGAGUCUCCCUCUGCUCCCACAUGUGGCUCGACAACUUCAAACACCCAAACAAAACCUCCACCAACCUCACCUCCUACCUCCGCCGCUUCGAGCUCUGGGUCCUCGCCUACCAAAAAGUCUCCUGCGACGAGCUCGGCGCCUACGUCCCACGCACCUCCAUCCAACGCUCGGCGCUAGAGAAUCUCUUAUCCCUCAGAAACUCCGUCCUCGACGACCGGUUCAAAUGGGGAGCCCGUCUCGACUUCUACAUCAAGUCCCCUCGAGACAAGACCGACUACGAGUCGUUAUCCAAGCGCAAGAUCAAAGCUAUCUUAACCACCACGCAACCUACUCCCUUCCAGGACAGGAUCGUUCAAGAAGUGUUGCUGAUGAUUCUUGAACCGGUUUACGAGUCCCGGUUCUCUCAGAAGUCCUUCGCGUUUCGUCCCGGGAGGACGGCGCACACUGUUUUGAGAGUGAUUCGUAGGAACUUCGCUGGUUACUUGUGGUAUGUUAAAGGGGACUUGAGUGUGGUUUUGGAUGGGAUGAAAGUUGGGUUUGUGGUUAGUUCUUUGAUGAGAGAUGUUAGAGACAAGAAAGUCAUCGACUUGAUCAAAACCGCGCUUGUUACACCUGUUGUGACGACGAGUAAAGUCGAUGGAGAGGAGGAGAAGAAGAAGACGAAGAAGAGGAAGUAUCAGAAGAAACGCGUCUUGGCUGACGACGAGCCUAAGCCUGAUCCUUACUGGUUAGAGACUUUCUUCGGUUUCGCUCCCGAAGAAGCUAACAAGUCUCCUCAGUGGGGACACUGUGGGAUACUUAGUCCUCUUUUAGUUAACGUAUGUCUCGACGAGCUUGACCGUUACAUGGAAGGGAAAGUUAAAGACUUUUACCGUCCUUCUAAGAGCGACGUUAUAUGGAACAGCCCCGAAGGAGAAGGUGGUGGUGAUCAGGGGAACACUUCGUGGCCUGAGUUUGUGCCCACGAGCGGUCCUGACAAGACGAGGAAGAUGGAUUACGUUAGGUACGGUGGUCAUAUACUGAUAGGAGUCCGUGGACCGCGAGCUGAUGCCGCGACGUUGAGGAAAGAGCUGAUUGAGUUUGUUGAUCAGAAGUAUAUGCUUAGGCUAGACAAUGAGAAUCUCCCUAUCGAACAUAUAACCAAAGGUAUAAUGUUUCUUGAUCAUGUUCUGUGUCGUCGUGUUGUGUAUCCGACUCUGAGGUAUACCGCGACUGGAGGGAAGAUCAUAAGCGAGAAAGGUGUCGGGACGCUUUUGUCCGUUACAGCGAGUUUGAAACAGUGCAUCAAACAGUUUAGGAAGCUGAACUUUAUAAAAGGAGACCGUGAUCCUGAUCCUCAGCCUUGUUUCAGAAUGUUCCACGCUACUCAAGCUCAUACCAACGCGCAGAUGAAUAAGUUUCUGACUACGGUUGCUGAGUGGUAUCGGUUUGCGGAUAACCGGAAAAAGAUUGUGAACUUCUGCUCUUAUAUCGUUCGUGGCUCCCUUGCUAAGCUUUACGCUGCAAAGUAUAAGCUUAGGUCACGAGCCAAAGUGUACAAAGGAGCUUCUAGGAAUCUGAGCCGUCCUUUGAAGGAGAAGAAAGGUCUGUCACCUGAGUAUAACAAUCUCUUGAGAAUGGGACUUGCUGAGUCUAUCGAUGGGCUUGUUUACACGAGAAUGUCUCUUGUUCCUGAGACUGACUACACGCCUUUUCCGGCUAACUGGAGGCCAGAGCACGAGAAGUUUCUGAUGGAGUACUUAACGCUCGAUGAACCGAAGACGUUAGAAGAGCAGAAGAGGUUUAUCAGAGAGAAUGGUCUAGUUUCGCCACAGGACUACACGUCGAUGUUGGUGUGGAACUAUAAGAGAAAUGCUAUUCCCAUGGAUCAGGUUUCGAUUCUAAAGGAUCAACCUUUCUUGUUGGGGUCAUCAAGUAACCACAACCGUGACAAUGAUGAUGAUGAUGAUCAGAAGAAUAAAGAAGACAGUGAUGAUGAAGAUGAUGACGAUGGGCUUCACAUUGCACGCUUAUAGCUCUCAUUGUUCAAGACAUUUAGAAGGCUAUAGAGGCUACGAGCAUUGGUUCUACAGUGAUUUUACUCUAUUAAGGUAACAUUGUGAAUGUUAUUUCAACAUUUUUGUAAAAGCCAAAGGAAUCAGAAUCAUCUGAGUCAAAACAUCGUUAUCUCUUGUAAACGGAGAUAUCUGAGGAGGGUCUCUUGUUUCGAAUCUAGUUUCGCAAAAUAUCGUUGCAUUCAGUGCAGAACUCGUAACAAAGAUGGCGGUUUUGUAAUCACGCACUCUAACGCUUGUCGCAGCUUCCUUCAAGGUCACAUAAUUAUCUUUAUAAAUCAUGACGCAGUCUUUAAUUAGCAUUCCAAGCACACUGUCUUUCCCGUAGUUCUUCUCCUUGAGAAUCUUGUCAGCCUUUGCUUCCAAGCGCUUCGACCUCGUCCCAGCGUUUGUCAUCGAGGCCGUGGCUAAUUCGCCCAGACUUUGUGCGGUUUUGCUCCGGUCGUGCCCUUCCAGAGACUUGAUGCAGAAAUCGAGUCUGAGUUUCCGGUCUCUAGCUGCAGCUUUCUUGCAAGAGUUUUCAAUGAGAGAUUGUGCGUUUGCUGUGAAAAUGUUUAUGAAGAGAAAAAACAUAAUAACAAGGUUAAUCAAAAAUUUCAUUUUUU